This is a messenger RNA of Aspergillus welwitschiae, 3111 nucleotides long. Its product is annotated as proteasome regulatory particle base subunit RPN1. Gene Ontology annotation, cellular component: proteasome complex; proteasome regulatory particle, base subcomplex; proteasome storage granule. The coding region runs from base 162 to 2882 and encodes 906 amino acids. The record is from RefSeq and is a predicted model, not a curated record. Gene Ontology annotation, biological process: proteasome-mediated ubiquitin-dependent protein catabolic process; regulation of protein catabolic process. The transcript has 5 exons. Gene Ontology annotation, molecular function: enzyme regulator activity. Lineage: Eukaryota; Fungi; Ascomycota; Eurotiomycetes; Eurotiales; Aspergillaceae.
CAUCAACAAGCUUAUAACCCAAUCCCAACUUCAUCGCUUAGAGUGAGGAGGCUUAUCGCGUCAAAGCUCCCACUCUCACCCUCAUCACUCGCGUUUUCCAAAUAUCCCGUCUACCCGCGUCCCCGAACACAUCCCGACUACUCGCCAUAUAACCGUCAGAGAUGGCGCAAGACGGCGAGCGGUCAGCUCCCGCCGACAAGGGCAAGGGCAAGGUUGACGAUAUCAAGGAGUUGUCUGGAGGAAAGAAGACAGCGGCUGAUGAGAAGCCACAAGCCGAUGGCAAGCAGAAGGAUGACGAGUCGAAAGAGGAAGAGCUCAGUGAAGAGGAUCAGCAGCUGAAGAAUGAGCUGGAAAUGCUCGUGGAGAGGUUAAAGGAGCCCGAUACCUCGUUGUACGCCCCUGCCUUGGACGCAAUUAAGAACUUCAUCAAGACCUCGACAUCUUCUAUGACUGCCGUUCCCAAGCCUUUGAAAUUUCUAAGACCGCAUUAUGAUGAGCUCACAGAGCUCUAUGACAAGUGGGCAGUUGGCCCGGUUAAGGACUCGCUGGCCGAUAUGCUCUCAGUUCUUGGCAUGACCUACGGAGAUGAGGAGAAGCUCGAGACCCUAAAGUACCGCCUUCUCACCAAGUCCGAAGACCUCGGUUCUUGGGGCCACGAAUACAUCAGACACCUGGCGCUGGAAAUCGGUCAAGAGUACCAAAACAGGCUGAAUGCUGAAAAGGAUGUACAGGACUUGAUUGAUCUGUCGCUGUCUCUUGUUCCGUACUUCCUGAGCCACAACGCCGAAGCCGAUGCCGUCGACCUUCUCAGUGAGCUUGAGAUCAUCGAGGAGAUCCCGCGCUUUUUGGACGAAAACACAUACGCAAGGGUCUGCUUGUACAUGGUCAGCAUGGUCAAUCUCCUCACAUACCCCGAAGACCAGCAAUUCCUUCGCACCGCCCAUGAGAUCUAUGUCCGCUACAAGGAGCUCACCAAGGCCAUUGUUCUUGCUAUCCGUCUGAACGACAUUGACCUCAUUAAGAGCGAUCUCAAUGCCACUUCGGACAGGUCCCUCAAGAAGCAGAUGGCGUUCCUUGUUUCCAGGCAACAAAUAUGGCUUGACCUGCCUGAGGAAGAGGAAGACCAGUCCUUCAUGGACUGCUUGAACAACACCUCCAUCCCCAAGCACUUCAAGUCUCUUGGAAAGGAGCUCAACAUCCUUGAUCCCCAGAUGCCGGAAGACAUCUACAAGACGCACCUCGAGAGCAGCCGCGGUGCUGGCCUUACGAAUGUCGACUCCGCCAGGCACAAUCUUGCCAGUGCCUUCGUCAACGCAUUCGCCAACGCUGGGUAUGGCAACGAUAAGAUGAUGCUUGUGGAGGGUGACAAGGGCCCCUGGGUCUGGAAGACAAAGGAUGACGGCAUGCUGUCGACAACGGCUUCGAUGGGUAUGCUUCUGCACAGGGAUGUCGAGAUUGGUCUGGAUAAGAUCGACAGGUAUACCUAUGCCUCGGAGGAUCAGAUCAAGGCUGGUGCAUUGCUUUCUAUCGGUAUCCUCAACUCUGGAGUGCGCAUAGACUCCGACCCUGCUCUGGCUCUUCUCAGUGACCCCGACAAUCUCGAGGCCAAGAGUGUGCCCAUGAGAGUUGCUUCUAUCAUGGGUCUUGGUCUGGCUUAUGCCGGAUCAAACAAGGAGGAGUUGCUUGAGGUCCUACUCCCCAUUGUUGAGGAUGGGUCCUUGGACAUGCAGCUGUCUGCCAUGGCAGCUGUAUCCCUGGGUCUUAUCUUUGUGGGAUCUUCUAACCACCAGGUCAGUGAGGCCAUUGCCACCACACUGAUGGACGAAGAGCGGCAGAAGCACCUCAAGGAUAAGUGGACUCGCUUCAUGGCCCUGGGUCUGGCGCUCCUGUACUUCGGUCGUCAGGAGGAGGUCGACGUCAUCCUUGACAUCCUGAAGGCGGUCGAUCACCCUAUGGCCAAGCCGACUUCAGUCCUCGCUUCGGUCUGCGCCUGGGCGGGUACUGGCACCGUCCUGAAACUGCAGGAGCUCCUUCACAUCUGCAAUGAUAUCAUUGAUGAGACCGAGGAAAACAAGGGUGAUGAGCUUGUCCAGUCGUAUGCUGUUCUGGGUCUGUCACUUAUUGCUAUGGGUGAGGAGGUCGGACAGGAUAUGAUCUUGCGGCAGUUCGGCCACCUAAUGCACUACGGCGCCAGCAACAUCCGCAAGGCUGUUCCCCUUGCUAUGGGGUUGAUCACACCCAGCAACCCUCAGAUGAAGGUUUAUGACACCCUGUCCCGGUACAGUCACGAUACCGACAACGAUGUCGCAAUCAACGCCAUUUUUGCCAUGGGUCUUUGCGGUGCUGGUACUAAGAACGCCCGUCUGGCACAGCUGCUUAGGCAGCUGGCCAGUUAUUACCACCGCGACCAGAACACUUUGUUCAUGGUCCGCAUUGCCCAAGGUCUCUUGCACAUGGGCAAGGGUACAAUGACCCUGAACCCCUUCCACACAGACCGCCAGGUCCUCUCGCGCGUAUCAGCCGCAGGCCUGCUCACCGUCCUGGUGUCCAUGAUCGAUGCCAAGCAAUUCGUCCUCGCCGAACACCACUACCUCCUCUACUUCCUCAUCACCGCCAUGUACCCACGCUUCCUUGUCACGCUCGACGAAGACCUGCAGCCUCUCACCGUCAAUGUCCGGGUCGGUCAGGCUGUGGACGUUGUUGGCCAGGCGGGUCGCCCCAAGACCAUCACCGGCUGGCAAACACAGAGCACGCCGGUGCUGCUGGCCUAUGGCGAACGUGCAGAGCUCGAAGACGAGCAGUACAUUCCUCUUAGCAGCACCCUGGAGGGUCUGGUCAUCUUGCGCAAGAACCCCAACUGGGAAAGUUCCGACUCGGUCUAAGGGUCCUUCGACGUGACACGACUUUGUGGGUGAGCUGAGCAAGGGGCAUAUUGCUCAGGUACUGUGAUUUCAUGUAAUCAGCACGAAUUGGAAAAUAGCAGGCACCGAUUGUCAUUAUGUUCGAUCUAUCAAUUAGAACUGGUGGAUGUGGCACGGGUGAUCAUUGCUAGUAUGAUUUCUAGGCUUAUAUAUGUCUGAGAAACCUCAAUUGAAAUAGGUUCUUUCGCCG